Eremomyces bilateralis CBS 781.70 is the source of this 679-nucleotide messenger RNA. RefSeq names its product DUF1763-domain-containing protein. The record is from RefSeq and is a predicted model, not a curated record. NCBI's taxonomy places the organism in Eukaryota, Fungi, Ascomycota, Dothideomycetes, Eremomycetales, Eremomycetaceae. The transcript has a single exon. Bases 106 to 501 code for a protein of 131 amino acids.
CCAUAGUAAUUUGGGCGGACAAGCAUGCAGGCCCUCUCCCUUAGGCGUAUACUUCCUAACCCAUCUCCCUCCAUCCCAAUCUCGUAGUCCCAAUCCCGUAUCACCAUGCCUUCUCCCCCCCAAAUCAUCCACGCUUACCGCACCCUCUAUCGCACCGGCCUCCGCGCCCUCAAAUACCACCUCCACCACCGACGCGCCCUCCUCACCCACCUCCGGCACGCCUUCCGCACGAACCCCCCCUCCGCCUUCUCCCCCCAAAAGAUCGCGAACACCGUGACGUUCCUGCGGGUGGCGGCGCGGCGGCAGCCGGCGAGCGUGGAGUAUCGGGUGUUGGUGAACUUGCUGAAUGCGGGGUAUCAUCGGGAGCGGCGGCUGGCGAAGGGGAAGGCGAUGCCGGUAGUGGGGACGGUGGAGAGGGGGGUGAGAAUGCAUAGAGUGUAUGAGGGGUUGGAUUGGGAGGUGAGGAUGUUGAAUGAGAGUAUGGGGAUGUGCUUGCAAUGAGGUGGACUGGGCUGGAAGGAAAGGGUCGUAUAUACCCCUCAAAUAUGUAUCAACACGCGUUGCAUUGGAUAGACAGCAUCAGGCGCUUUGGGGUCCACGAGAUACCCAACAACCGUCUUAGCCAUCUAUGUAACUCAUUAAAUAAUCCCCUCCCUCACGAAUCUCUUCACCAGAAGUC